UGCGGGAAGGGCGGCGAUAAAUAGAGACGGCGCGAGUGAACGUGCGGCGGAGUGGCGGCGAGGUUCACGUCAUAUUUUGCGACGCGGCGGUUCCGCGAUCGAGCCACGUCAGGUGCACGCGAGAGACGACAACGUCGGGAAGAACGCCGGGGAACAACCAGAGGAGAGGCCUGUUCAUAACAAAUAUGUGAGCGCGUUAUGCGAGCUGCUGCCUCUGUGGAACGAGAGAGCGAGUGAGAAAGAGAGAGAGAGGGGAGAGAGAGAGAAGGAAAAAGAAAGAAAGAGAGAGAGAAAGGACGUCGGUUAGCCAGCGUUUGGUCCGGUGUUUCCAUUUCCACGACUUUUAAUCAGCGUCUCGGCCGGACGAACAGACGAGUGGACGACGAGCUGUCAGACGUAUAGACGGGGAGCGAGAGGGCGAGAGAGAGAGAGAAUCAGUAGCAGUGAAAGAUGUCAUUCGAGGGGAAGUACAACGCCAAAAGCCCGGCGGUGAAGCGAUUGAUGAGAGAGGCGCAGGAACUGUGCGACGCCACCGAAGAAUACUGCGCGUAUCCCCUGGACGAUAACUUGUUCGAAUGGCACUUCACGGUACAAGGACCGCCGUCCACGGACUUCGAGGGCGGCGUUUAUCACGGGAGAAUCCUGCUACCGCCGGAGUAUCCUAUGAAGCCGCCGAAUAUCAUCCUGUUGACGCCGAAUGGACGUUUCGAGACCAACAAGAAAAUCUGCCUCAGCAUUUCCGGCCAUCAUCCCGAGACGUGGCAGCCAUCCUGGAGCAUCAGAACGGCGUUGUUAGCUUUGAUCGCCUUCAUGCCCACGCCAGGAAGCGGCACUAUAGGAGCGUUAGACUACAGCACCGAAGAACGACAAAAGCUUGCUAAAAAAUCACUGAACUGGCAGUGUGAGACGUGCGGGUGCAAAGUUGUGAACUUGUUGUCCACGAACUCCGUCAAGAAGCCCAUCACCGAGGAAGAACAGACCAUGUUGAAAACCAUCGCUCUGAAGGCGGAUGACUCACCCACAUCGGACACAUUAUUUACGGACAGUAAUGCGGAGAGUGUGUCCGAGAGCGAGAUACGACAUCGUAAUGUGGAAACAAACUCGUCGGAGAACGUAGAUCGCCAGCAGUCUGAUAUUAUCAUAGUUCCCUUAGAAACGAUGUCUUCUUCGAAUGAUUUAUUUUGGAGUAUUCUCAUUGCAAGUUUAGUAUCGGCGAUAAUCAUUCUGAUACUACGACGACUGUUCCUUGUUUAAUUUAUUCGUAUGUAUGUGUAUAUAUAUAUAUAUAUAUAUAUAUAUAUAUGUACUGCGCAUGUAUAUACAUACUAAUAUAUUACAUACCAUACGCGAACGUGGAGUUUAAAACGAGGUAAAUUUUAUACAUGUUUUGUGGAUAUCGUUUUUACGCUUACGGAAAAAAACAAUCGAAUUCAGUCGUAUUUCAAAAACGAUGCACGUAUAUGUAAUAUAUUGCAGACUAUCUGGUUUUCAUGAAAAUGUAAUACGCGACGAAAGUAAAUAAGUAUAAAUAUAUGGUAGUAUAUAUCCACCUUGUUCCUAUAAACUGCACCGGUAUCUGUCUCGUAGAUCCUUGAACUUUGUUUAACUACUAACGGGAAAUUAAGUGAAUAAACUCUUUCGUUUAGUCAAUAUGCUAAUUUACUAUAUUUAUAAUUAUGUACGCAUAUAUUAUAUGUAUUAUACGUAUAUAUAUUGUGUGUGUGUAAUAUAUAUAUAUAUAUAUAUAUAUAUACAUGCGUAUAUAUAUGUAUAAUUUACUAUGUGUAUGUUAAACUAGUCGCUUGCUUUUCUUAAUGAUGUAUUAGUGCCGAGAUUGAAAUGUAAGCAGAAAAAUUAUGCACAUUAUUUUACUCGAUAUUAAAUGAUGAAAUGGAAAUUUUAACAACGCAUAUAGUUAAGCAAAAGUUCAUAAUAUAAAGUUUAGUCAUUUUUAUAAUAAUUAUUUUUAAAGAUACUCUCUGAGCUGCCUACUAAAUAAUUGCUUUAUUAUUUCCCCUCGGUAAGUUACAUUGUGCGAUAUAUUAAAACUGACACCGUUUCCUAACGAACACAUACGACUAAAUUUGUAACUUUCGUACACUUUACACACGUGUAUAGCCACUGUAACAAAACUCGAUGUAUAAUAUAGUCGAUAGAGGGAGAAAAUUUUAGGGCAGGACUUAGACUAUAAAUUCAAUUUUUGUAUAUACAUAGAAAUAUAAUAAAGUAACUAUUUAUUAAAGCAUAUAUAAACAUAUUACCUCUUAACACUUAUUACAGUCCAAAUAUAAUGACGUUCUUCAAUUCCACAUUCAUUCGCGCGUUUACAAUUCAUCGAUCUACAAUCUUGUUUAAAUUGAUAUGACACAUCUCUUCGGGAGGUGCUUACAUUUCUAACAUUCGAAUAUAAAACAACAUGAAACAUAUUUCUCGAACGUAUGUGUGUGUAUGUGUGUGUGUAUAAGUCACGUUUAGGUCGUGUACAGCGAUGUAACGGAAAUCUAUUAAAAUGCGUUAUAUAAAAUGUAGGUAACGUAUUCGCAGCUAUAGAAAAUCUCGUAAUUGUUAUUAUUAUCUACGUUUAAGGCAUCCUACGCUUAUCAUUUAUAUCGUAACUGUUUCAGAUAAUUUCGUGUGCACUCCACUACGGUAAAGUAAUCCCCUGCUAUUUAAAACAGUUUGUACAUUCGCUAUUUUUCGUCUUUUUUUUUUUAAUUAUUUGAUCUCUCACUUUGUGCACUUCAAAACCCGGUUUAUAUCCUUCAGACUGAUCUAAUGUCACUCUUAAAAUAUCUCCGAAAUUACGUAAGAAAAUAAUACAAGAGGGACAGAAUGCGCUGGCAGAAUUACUAUAAACGUCCGGACAGCACGGUGUCCAAAAUCGGGACAUAAGACGUCUUUUAGACGUCUUAGAAACAUCUUAAAGACGUCUGAGAGACGCCCGAUUUUGAACAUUGCGCUAUCUGGGCGUUUACAAAGUAUAUACCACGACCGCACAUAAUCUCACUCUUUCCAAAACGAGUUAUUGUCGAACGGAAGCUGCGUGUAAGCGAAAUUAAAAACACCGACGUUGCCCGAGUCCACAGUAAAGUUCACUUAAACGCGUAAUGCGGUACUAUUCAAGCGAGCCGAACAUUGAAAUUUCAGGAAACCGGAAAUAUAUAUAUAUCUUUCAUUUAAAUAUACAGAUUUCCCGCAAAUUUGCCGUCCAAAAACCUCGCAAAUUCGUACAGAGCGUUUGGCAUAGGAAUUCGUUUCGUAUUAAAGAUUAUUACAAAGUACGUUGGAACAUAGGUAUUCGUUCGAUCUCCGUACUCGGUAUUCCAAGUUGUACAGCAUACAUACAUUUUGUUCGAAACGAUCUAAAACGUGUCGUGUGUCAUAUUGUUUCAAGAAUCGCGUGAUAUAUCGAGACGACACGGUGUACCUUCGUUCCUCUCAAAAGCA
Molecule: messenger RNA, 3447 nt
Organism: Dinoponera quadriceps
Lineage: Eukaryota; Metazoa; Arthropoda; Insecta; Hymenoptera; Formicidae
Product: ubiquitin-conjugating enzyme E2 J1-like
Exons: 5
Coding region: 451-1254 (267 amino acids)
Source: RefSeq, a predicted model, not a curated record